GCAGACUGCUGGAUAUCUGCUGGAAACCGCAGCUUCAGCUCCACCACAUAGUCCUCCCUCAGCAUUGGUCGACUGAAGAGGAUCUCUGCAACCAGCAGAGGAACUUCAGAGCGGACCAGGAGAAUCCAGAACCUCCACAGACUCUAGAGGAACUGCAGGAUCCAGAACCUUCCCCGAUGAAAGAGGAACCAGGAGAACUCUGCAUCAGUCAGGAUGAAGAGCAGCUUGAUCUGAAGCAGGAGACUGAAACCUUGAUGGAGAUUCCUGCUUUGGAGGAACAUGUUGACAGUGAAGCAGAUGGAAACAAUCAGCAGAUCAGCGUCAAACCCUGGUAUUUGCUGACUGAGGAGGAUCUCUGCAACCAGCAGAGGAACUUAAGAGUGGACCAGGAGAAUCCAGAAUCUCCACAGAUUAAAGAAGAACUGAAGGAAACAAAACUUCUACAGAUUGAAAUGGAGCAAGAGGAACCAGAACCUCAACAUAUUGAAGAGAAACAAGAGUAUCCAGAAUCCCCACAGAUUGAAGAGGAGCAGGAGGAACCCCAAACUAUACAGAUUAAGGACACUUAUACAUUGAUGGAGAUUCCUACUUUGGAGGAACAUGAGAACAGUGAAGCAGAUGGAAACAAUCAGCAGAGCUUUAAUGGAACUGAUAGUCAGGAUGAAGAAGGAAACCAUCACGAAGAAUCAACAUCAACUUCAGAUGAAGAGACAGAGCCACAGAACAGAGAUCAGAGGAAGAAAAGAGACAGAAGUCAUGUCCAAAGUGUGGUCAGCUCUCACAUGUCAGAAAGUCAAUGCGACUCUGAUGUUAGUAAAAAGUUCAAGAUGACAACUUUGGUGAAGAAAUACAAACAAUCCCUAAAGGAAAACAGACGUUCCUCUACAAAGUCUGAUAAAAGAACAAGAAUUCCACACGAUGUGUCUGUCCACAUGAGAACUAAGUCUGAUGAAAGACCUUAUGUCUUUAAAGAAUGUGACAAAAGUUUCAGUUAUGCAUAUAAACUUAAGAGACACAUGAGAAUUCACACAGGGGGGAAGCCUUUUAUGUGUAGAGAAUGUGAUAAAAGUUUUAGUCAAAAAUCUAAUCUCAAUAGACACAUGAGUAUUCAUACAGGAGAGAAGCCUUUUUUGUGUAAAGAAUGUGACCAAACUUUUAGGAUUCAAGACAGUCUCAAAUCACACAUUAGAACUCAUACAGGAGAGAAGCCUUUUUCGUGUAAAGAAUGUGAUAGAAGUUUUAGUCAAACAGUUGAUCUCAAUAGACACAUUAGAACUCAUACAGGAGAGAAGCCUUUUAAGUGUAAAGAAUGUGAUAGAAGUUUUAGUCGAACAUUUAGUCUCAAAACACACAUGAGAACUCAUACAGGCGAGAAGCCUUUUUCGUGUAAAGAAUGUGAUAGAAGUUUUAGUCAUAGAGUUUCUCUCAAAAUACACAUGAGAACUCAUACAGGAAAUAAGCCUUUUAUGUGUAAAGAAUGUGAUAGAAGUUUUAGUAAUACUUCUCAUCUCAAAUCACACAUUAGAACUCAUACAGGAGAGAAGCCUUUUUUUAAGUAAGGGAAACCCACAGUAGGGGAGCCAUGAAGAAAAGACAAUAAUGUUUUAACUAGGAAGGUUUAAGUAUUGUGAAAAACAUUUUCCCUUAUUUUAAGGGCCAUGUAAAAUAAAAAUUUAAAAAGCGUAUUAUAAUGUUCAGUCCUCACUAUUAACAAUGCAAAAGCAGUAUUUCUGAUCCUGUCACGCAUUUCUGAGUAAUCAUCUAAAAAUUUGUGCUUUGAGCACCAGUCCCUCCUAACCCACAAAAACAAGCUGACAUCACAAAGUAAGGACGGCCCCUUUCAGGAAGUGUCUACACUGCUAGCACUGCCCCAGGAUAAACACCUUCAAAAUUAUUUCAUUUUUAGCAUUGACUCUGAGAAGAGAUGGGUUCAUCUUGCACCUAAUCUGCAGAGACAUUGAUCUAUAUGGAUAUAGUUUUCUCUGAAAGGCUUAAGAAUGGCAUGAUAAAGAUCUUAAAAUGGUCUGUCAGUUGGUAAAAUGAAGUUGGUUUCUAAAACACUUCACUGCUGACAAGCUGUGUGUAGAUUCUGCUUUUAUUUUCCAGCAGAACUUGGAUCAUUUCCACUCUACUAAAGGUACCUAAAACUGCUUCUCCCUAAACAUCUGUUUCUGUGUUUGAUCAACCAGCAAAUUCCCUGACAUGAACCCAAUAAAAAUCUAUGAAGUGUUUUUAAAGAGGAAGAUGAGACAGCAGAGCCAACAAUGAAGAUGAGCUGAAGUCAGCUAUCAAAUCAACCUGAGCUUUCAUGACAUGUAAACAGAGCCGCAGGCUGAUGGCCUCCAUACCACAUUGAUGCAGUCAUUCAAUGAAAAGGAGGAACAAGUGAUUAUUGAAUACAGAGAAAAGAACAGUUUUCUGAAUCUAACAUGUGCUGAAAACAUUCUUCUGAUAGAACAUUCUCAUUUUCUAUUUUUAGGUUUUCUAUCCGCCACUAUGAUCACUUUGCUGAAGAUAAAAGAAUAAGUAAAUAAUUCUAUACAUCAUGAGUUUCACUUAUUGUAUUGAUUGACAAAAGUAAUAAACUUUUAAACUAUAAUUUUUUAAGAUACGCAUGUAGAUAUAAAUGUGUUGUUUUGAAUUAUUAAAUAUAUAAGAUUAAAAUUGUAAAGACAUUUCGAUCAAGUUCAAUUUUUGUUGGUUACAUUUAUAUUGUAACUUUUUGUACUUUUAUUGUAUUGUUUAAAAGUGUUUAAGUGAACCAUUGUGGUUUGAGUUAUGCUAAGACAAUGUUGUCUGUCUGUGUUGCCAUGACAACACUGGAAUUAUUUCAAUGCAUCUCUAGUUCUAACACUUUUUUGUGAUUUGUGAACAUUUCAAUAUUGUUUAUUAAUAUAAAAUAAUCACUGUUUAUAUGUUGUUGAGUCAUGUUAAUAAAUAACUAUUUUGUGAAGAAAA
Oryzias melastigma (Indian medaka) is the source of this 2958-nucleotide messenger RNA. Its product is annotated as gastrula zinc finger protein XlCGF57.1-like. Gene Ontology annotation, cellular component: nucleus. The record is from RefSeq and is a predicted model, not a curated record. NCBI's taxonomy places the organism in Eukaryota, Metazoa, Chordata, Actinopteri, Beloniformes, Adrianichthyidae. Gene Ontology annotation, molecular function: RNA polymerase II cis-regulatory region sequence-specific DNA binding; DNA-binding transcription factor activity, RNA polymerase II-specific. Bases 177 to 1559 code for a protein of 460 amino acids. Gene Ontology annotation, biological process: regulation of transcription by RNA polymerase II. The transcript has 3 exons.